GACAUUUUCCAGAAAAUCAAGAUUCCAUUUCAUUGCAUCAACAAUGAAAAAAGUUCUAUUUUUGUAUUUAAUGUUCAAAUUUAAUGUGGAAUAUAAAAUUAAUAUUCGCAAAAAAAUUGAUGAUAAAAUUCAAGGAAUUUAUUAUUUUACGCCCAGUAAUGAUGCCCAUGAUUCAUUAUUUAAUAACCACGAUAAAGACCAAUUUAUAGAAAAAGUGAUGAUUGAAAACAUAGAAUCUAAAUCCAACCAAUUUAAUUUUCUUAGCAUGAAUGAAAAUGAUCCUAAUAUCAAAAAUGAUAAAUCAGAAUUUGUGAAAAAAAGGUGUAUUGAAGUGGACCAGCUAAAUGAACUUUCGAUAAAUUACUUAAUCGAUGACAAUAUUAAAAAUAAUAAAAAAGAAUGUUUAGUUGAAUCAUUUAAUUACUAUCUGAAAAAAGACCUAAAUCAACUAUCACUAUGUAACAACCUAGAAAAUUUAGACGAUCAUUUGCAGAAAAAUUUUGAUAUCGAGAUUCAUCCACUUUGUAAUAAUCUAGAAAUAGAUCAUUAUCAACAGAAAAAUUUAGCAAAUCUAUUUAAUCAUCUUUGGUAUUUUAUUAAGGAAUUCAUAAAAGAUCAUGAUAUUACUCAUCUGAAAAAAUUGAGAACGAAUGCAAUUAAUCUCGGAUUAUUCUAUAUUCAUCAAAGAAAUGUAAUGAUUGGGACAUGCACUUAUCUUCUACCAUCUGCUCAUUCUCCAAGAGCACCGAAUAUUUGUGAUCUAAUGGAAAGUCAACUGAACUAUCGUUUAUUUCAGAAUGUUGUUCGCAUGGGGUAUUGCUAUAAAAUGAUUAAUGAGUCAUUUAUAGCAAAAUCCCGAAUAUUAUCAAAGAAUGGUUUAAACGACGAAGCUCCAAUCGAUUUUUCAGUUUAUAUUCUUUGGCUCAAGAUGACAGGAGCUGAUGGUUUUUGA
Dentiscutata erythropus is the source of this 952-nucleotide messenger RNA. The record is from the annotation of a GenBank genome assembly. NCBI's taxonomy places the organism in Eukaryota, Fungi, Glomeromycota, Glomeromycetes, Diversisporales, Gigasporaceae.